Molecule: messenger RNA, 1123 nt
Organism: Vicia villosa (hairy vetch)
Lineage: Eukaryota; Viridiplantae; Streptophyta; Magnoliopsida; Fabales; Fabaceae
Exons: 8
Coding region: 155-886 (243 amino acids)
Cellular component (GO): chloroplast stroma
Source: RefSeq, a predicted model, not a curated record
UUACAAAGAUAACCUCGACAACUUGGCAAUUACUCCAAUUUGAAAGAGUAUAGUAACAGAUAACGCAUCAUCUCAUCUCAUCUGAUUGAAGAUAGCAACAUAAAAAAAAACUAGUUCCAGAAUUUAUUCAGUGUGGCCAAUCCUUCAACUUAAAAUGGCAACGCUUAACUUUGGCAUAGCCAUGAGAACAAGAGUGAAUUCUGCUUCUGGUUUCCGAACCACACCCAAAUUCAACCAACGCAAAUCCACAAUUGUCUGCAUUGGAUGGGACCCCGAAGGCAUACUGGCCCCACCCAGUGGUGGCCACCUCGCCCGCCAACAGUUCCGCAAAAGCCUCGAAAAAGACUCCGACGCUCGCGAAGCCUUCGAGCGUCAAGUCCGUGAAGAGAAGGAACGCCUUCAAGCCCUUCGCGAAUCACGUAAAGUUCCUGAAACUCCAAAAGAUCUGAUUGAAUACUUACUUGACACUGAAGCUCAGGAUUUCGAAUUUGAGAUUGCAAGAAUGAGGCCGCGAAUAAACGAGGAAUUCUUUUCGGAAUUAAAAUCGGAGUUGGGACAGAUUCGAUUUGCGGUUAACAAAACACCGGCUAUGGAGGAUAGAUUGGUUGAGCUCGAGGCUCUAGAGAAAGCCAUACAAGAAGGAAAAGAAGCCUAUGAUAAGAUGCAAGAUGAUCUCACAAAAGCCAAGGAAAAUCUAACCAAAAUCUUAACAUCGAAGGAUGUGAAAGCAACAUUGCUGGAUUUGGUUGAACGCAAUGAGGUUAAUCGAACUUUGUUGACCCUUCUCGAUGAAAACAUAUCAUCUGCGCAUGGUGCCAACCAGACGCAAGCUGCAGAGUACAUGGAGAAGCUCCGUGGGGCUGUUCUCAAAUACAUUACAGUUUAGUGCAUAAAGUACAUUUGGUUUUUUACUUCAUUAUCACUAUUUGUGUAAAACUGUGUCGGAUAUACAAUACUAUUGAGCUGAGUUGUCACAGGCAUGCAGCAGAUUUCUUCACUGUGAUAUCAUGAUUCAUGGCAAAUGAAUUGUAAAUUUUGAAAUACUAGUAUGACUAAUGUAUAUUUAGUUGGAAAGCUGGUAAAACUGUUUUUAAAAUCAAAAUAUACACAUUCUGUUAAUUAA